GAAGUGCUCAACUCGGCCAUUUUGCGUAGAAGUUUGCAGACGAUGGCAGGGCGACUCUUGUGUAUGAGGGCUUUGCCCGUGCAGAAGACACUCGGGAGGGCCUCCAUGAGUGACAUGCGAUCCAUUAUUGGAAACAGGGAAAUCGUUGGCUUUGGGUUCAACGGACAGCCGAAUUACGCCGACCGCGUGGAUUUCCCCUUGCCUGCCAUCAGAUGGAAGGAAAACACCCCCGAUAUUCAAGCCUUGCGCGAGAAGGAAAAGGGCGAUUGGCGCAAGUUGACCAUCGAGGAGAAAAAGGCCCUUUACAGGGCGUCCUUCUGCCAGACCUUUGCUGAGAUGAAGGCACCAACAGGCGAAUGGAAAUCUAUUGUCGGGAUCUCGUUCGUGUUGGUGGCCAUAGCGUUGUGGGGCUUCUACGGAAUGAAAACCUUCGUGUACGCUCCUCUGCCUGAGAGUUUCAAUGAAGAAAACAGGAGAGCUCAGCUCAGGCGUAUCAUCGAUUUGCAGAUUAACCCAGUCCAGGGACUUUCGUCCAAAUGGGAUUACGAAAAGGAUGAUUGGAAGAAAUAAGUUAACUUAAAUUUAAAAUAAUUUGAAUGGGUUUUUUGUGACAGCCUAAGAAUUCAUUCAUUUGUAUUAUAGUAAAUUUAGCCCCGAAAUUAUUACAUGGUGUAAUAAAACUGUUCUUUUUAUUAUUUUUGUUUUUUUGUUAAAAUUCAUUACUUAGAAAAUUCUACGGUUCACUUUACGUAUUGUACGUAAUUUUUGCCAAUUAAAAAAUUCAUAACUUAAAAACUA
Messenger RNA from Tribolium castaneum (red flour beetle), 798 nucleotides. It is a transcript of the gene Cox4, whose product is annotated as cytochrome c oxidase subunit IV. Gene Ontology annotation, biological process: mitochondrial electron transport, cytochrome c to oxygen. Lineage: Eukaryota; Metazoa; Arthropoda; Insecta; Coleoptera; Tenebrionidae. The coding region runs from base 43 to 570 and encodes 175 amino acids. The transcript is spliced from 4 exons. The record is from RefSeq and is marked validated.